AUGUCUGACGACGACUCACUUUCCUUUGGGGAGGAUUUCGAUGAGCUUCUAGAAUUAGCAAACAAACCACCAAAGUCUACCCAAGUAGCAACCGCAUCACAAACACAGAUACCUAUCAGUACUGCAGGCACAAUUACCAGUAAUCAGAGUGAGAGCAGAACGAAUCAGAAUGGGGAGAAUAUUCUAGAACACCAAUUAAAUGAGGCCAAGGGAGAAGCUAGCGUACUUAGAGAUAAGAUCUCACGCCUGAAUAAUGAAAGAGAACAGGAGAGAAAAUUGUUACAUGACCAAAUGAAAAAGUUGAGUGAAAGUCGUACCAUGGAGGAAGAUAAUUUGAAACAAACGAUACAGAGAUUACAAGAUGAAAAACGAUUUCUUACAAUGGGUGCCAAGACAGCCGCAGCCGCAGCCGCAACUGCAUCAUCAUCAACUGCUGUAUCACUAUCAGUAUCGUCCUCAUCUCCAGUUACACCCACAUCAAUAACGUCUACACGUAUACGAAAUACAAGUGCAAGUUUAAACAAUCGACAUAGAGCACAGCCAGGAAAUAGCGUAACUAGUUCACCUAUAGUUAAGAGAAGAAAAAUUGGUGAUACUUUACUACCGCCUAAAAAGAAUAACACUAACAAUACAGUGGUUCCUUUGAAUCUUAACAAAAUAACUACCGAUGAAGUAAGUCUAUUGUUCGACGCAAUCAUAUCACAUAGAUCAGUUGGUACUGAUUUGACAACAAUAGAAAUUUUAAAUAAAUUAAAAUUGGAAAACAUAAAGAGUUCUGAACUGAAGGAGGAUUUUAAACUUUGGAAUAAUGAGUCUAUUGGUAAAUCUUUAUUUAUUCUGUUAUCUGAUACCAAGAGAAGUUUAUCGUUAGAUAAAUGUAUAGGAAUCCUCCAGGAGAAGAUAGCUUUUUUGAUUAAGAGUAUAUGUUUCAAUGAGGCAGAAUCUAACAUUGCUGUACCGUUCUUGUUGGAAAUUAUGUAUCAGAUCAUAACAUUUAGACCAAGUGCUGUAAGACAGUAUGUAUUGAAAAAUACAUUUAUGUUCUUAUGUGAUUUAAUACGAGUUGAAGAACAUACUUUAAUGGAAUCCAAAUUACCACAGGAUAACGAAAACGAACAAUUACAACCACAAAUAUUUCAAUUUGAGUUGAUCAAUAACUUGGUCAUAUUUAACUCUUUCGACUUACUAGAAAUGUCACUUAGAAUAUUACAAUCGCAUCAAAUCUCAAAGGAAGAUUUUAAGUCAUUUUUUGACUCUACUUUAAUGGGUUUAUUAAAAUCUAUCUACAAAUUGGCAUUACCAAUCUCAUAUAAAAUAAAUUUUAGAGUGGCCAUUAAUAUAGUGGAGACAUUGAAGACAAUAGCCAAUAUUCAAGAGGGUCUAUUACCAAUUAGCGAUACAGGCAUGGGAAAUAAAGAUAAAAAAUCACAAUCUCUUUUGGAAUCCUCAUGGUGGAAUGAAUGUAUUUUCAGGAUAUAUUCAAUUUUAGAAAAAGAAAUUAAAAAUAUAGAUAUCGAUGACUCUACAGAUAUUAAAUAUACAUUAAAUUUUAGUCGAUAUCAUGACAGCUUUGGAUUGAUAAGGAAUAUUGGAAAUGAUACUAUUGGGAAAAUUAUUCCGAAAUUAAUAGAUCCAAACAUUAUACAGGGAACACCCUCAGUAAUAUCGAAAGAUGAUUUACAGUUAUUAAGUCACGAUGAUGCUAUUGAUUUUCAAUUUGAAUACUGGAACUUCCUAUUGAAAAAUGAGAUACUAGAUUUGUUUGAUUCGUUAUUAGCCAUAUAUCCUAAUGAUUUACAGAUAGCAAAUAGUGAUAUGUUGUCAGUUUUAACUAAAUUGCUCUCUAGAGAACAAGAGAUUUUGUUGGCAAGAAACAUUGGGCAAGAUUCGUCAAACGUCAUACAUAGACAAGAAAUUAUUGAACAUCUAGUUUCAUCAAUCUUCAGAGUUUGGACUCAGAACCGUCGUAAUAUAGAGACCGAAAGAGUCAAAGAAUUUGAGAACGAGUUAUUCAUGGCGUUGUGGAGAGUCGUUGCAACAAGUAACGGUACUGUCGUAAAUCCGAAACGUAGCAAUAUAGAACUUAAUGAUCAAGCUAUCCUUGUAGAUUCAUUAUAUCGAAUGACGAUUGAUGACGAUAUGAACUAUUAUGAGGAUGCGUUCGAAGAUAUUCCUAAUUAUGUGAAGGAUGAACUUGAGGCUGGACUUCAAGAACGGACUUCCAAAAUUAUGCAAAUCAAAUACAACGAUACCUCUUUAGCCAUGGCACGUCAUAUCCUUGAAGCUGAAGUCGGUAGCUCUGUAUCUAUGGAAAAUGUAGAUUCUUUAUAUAAGGCUAUGGGUUUAUAG
This is a messenger RNA of Maudiozyma barnettii, 2349 nucleotides long. RefSeq names its product Lcd1p (gene LCD1). The record is from RefSeq and is a predicted model, not a curated record. The transcript has a single exon. Lineage: Eukaryota; Fungi; Ascomycota; Saccharomycetes; Saccharomycetales; Saccharomycetaceae. Bases 1 to 2349 code for a protein of 782 amino acids. Gene Ontology annotation, biological process: DNA damage checkpoint signaling.